AUGGCAUCUUAAAUGUAGGAGCCUCUUUUGAAAGUAGAAGCCCUGACUGACUUUGGGAUGACAGCGAGUGAAUUAUCGUAAUAUAUUUGAAUUGAAUGUAAAGUUAGAUGUUUGUACCUGAUAAUAUAAGAGAUGGAUCAAGUUUAGAUAUAUUGUCUAGAUUUGGAAAGAUUGAUGGACUAUUGACUAAAUUGAAAACAGAUCCCAAGGUAAUUAAAGUAGAUAAUUUGAUAGAGAGGAUUGGAUGCAACAAACAUCAAUGAUUUGGAAUUGAGAGUUAAAAAGUAUUUGCAUAUUUCUAUAAAUAGUUUUGGAGACAACAAGCCAGAAGUUAAAGAACCUAAAACUCUAUUAGAAUAUGUAUAUAAAAAUGGAGAUAUAAAUAGAUUCUUGAAAAUUUUGAAGAUCCCAUGUUAAGAAUAUUGUGUUUGGCAGCAGCAGUGAAUUUAAUAAUAGGUGUAUGGACUGAAGGUUGGAAAGAAGUAAAUUCUCAUUAAAUUUAAAUAGGGUUGGAUGGAUGGAAUGGCUAUAUUCAUAGCUGUAAUAAUUAUUGUAUCUGUAACAGCAGGGAAUAAUUAUGUGAAGGAUCAAUAAUUUAGAAAAUUAAAUGCCAUAGCAGAAAAUAGGAAUGUAAAUGUGAAGAGAGGAGGCAAAAUAGUGAGCACCAAUAUUUAUGAUUUAUUAGUUGGAGACAUCAUGAUAGUGGACACAGGAGAGAAGAUGCCAGUCGAUGGCUUGGUUCUCGAAUCAAGUGAAUUGACUGCUGAUGAAUCUUCUGUCACUGGUGAAACUAAACCUAUUAAAAAGACAAUUCCUCUAUCUUAUGAAAGGAAGGACUAAAAAGAAAAUACCAAUUCCUUCUUGAUCAGUGGCUCAUCUAUCAUUGAUGGAACAGGAGAGAUUCUCAUUUUAGCUGUAGGUGAGAAUUCUCAAUGGGGUAUUUCAAAGAAGUUAAUGACAUAAUAGUCUAAGGAUGAUAAAACUCCAUUAUAGGAAAAACUAGCUAUUUUGGCUGAUUAAAUAGGUGAAUAUGGAUUGAAAGCAGCCAUAAUAACAUUUAUUUCUAUGACACUUCACCUAUUAUAUGAUGCUGCUUUUAAUGAAUAUCCUUUAUUUUCUGCUCAUGCUGUCAAAGAAAUAUUAAAUUUCUUUAUUGUUUCAGUUACUAUCAUUGUUGUUGCAGUUCCAGAAGGAUUGCCAUUAGCAGUGACUAUUGCGUUAGCUUACUCAGUUGGAAAGAUGAAGGAUGAGAAGAAUCUCGUUCGAUUUUUAUCUGCUUGUGAAACCAUGGGUGGGGCUAAUAAUAUUUGCAGUGAUAAGACAGGCACUUUAACUGAAAAUAAAAUGACUGUUACGAAUUUGUACAUUGAAGAUACAGAUUUUAAUAAAUUAGAUCCUAAAGCAAUUAAGAGUUCAACAUUGUCAUUACUUUGCGAAGGAAUAUGUUUGAAUUCAAUGGCUCAUCCUUAGAUAGACGAGAAUGGCAGAUUUGAACAUAUAGGAAACAAGACUGAAUGUGCUCUAUUGGAACUAGCCUAUAAAUUUGGAUAUGAUUUUAGAUAGAUUAGAUAAAAUAUGGGAGAAAAAAUCAAGAAGAAAUUCCCUUUCAAUUCUGAGAAAAAGAAGAUGACCAUUGUACUUGAUCUAAAGGGAGAUAGAACAUAAUUCACCAUAUUCACAAAAGGUGCUCCAGAUGUCCUUUUAGAAAGGUGUUCUCAUUAUAUUAAUGCUGAAGGAAGACCUGUUGUGUAAUAUAUAUUCUUAUAUUCUAUAGCAUUACUAAUGAUUAUAAAUAAAGGAUAAAUGCUGUCAUUAAAAAGUAUGCCUCUCAAUCCCUGAGAUCAAUACUCCUCUUAUAUAGAGAGACUAUGUUAUAAGGCAGACCUACAAAACCAGAUGACUUCAACAAUAUUGAAGACACAAUAGAUAAAUAAUAUACUAUAAUUGGAGUCACUGGAUUGCAAGAUCCCUUAAAAACAGGCAUAAUCAAAGCAGUUUAGCAAUGCAAAGAGGCAGGAGUUAUUGUAAGAAUGGUCACUGGUGAUAACUUUGAUACAGCAGUUGCAAUAUCUAAAUAGGCAGGAAUAUUACCAUAAAAUUAUGAACAUAAUGAUGAUUCAUUGGCAGUUUUGGAAGGAAAAACAUUCAGAAAAAUGGUAGAAGGAUUGAUUUAUGAAAAUGAAGGAGUUUCAGUUAUUCCCAAAGUCAAGAAUCUUCAAAACUUUACAUUAAUUGCCAAUGAAUUGAGAGUGUUGGCUAGAUCUUCUCCCGAAGAUAAAUUCUUAUUAGUAACAGGGUUGAAACAACUAGAAAAUGUUGUGGCAGUAACGGGAGACGGGACAAAUGAUGCCCCAGCAUUAAAAAAAGCAGAUGUUGGUUUCGCAAUGGGUAUUUAAGGAACUGAAGUAGCAAAGGAAGCUGCUGGCAUUAUACUUUUAGAUGACAAUUUCGCAUCUAUAGUGACUGCUAUGAAAUGGGGUAGAAAUAUUUUUGAUUGCAUAAGAAAGUUUCUAGUAUUUUAGGUUACUGUAAAUGUUGUUGCUGUCACGAUGGCAUUUUUGGGAGGUGUCUUUUUGAAGGAAUCACCUCUUACAAGUAUUCAGAUGUUGUGGGUCAAUCUCAUCAUGGAUACUUUGGCUUCUCUAGCAUUAGCUACUGAACCACCUACUGAUGAAUUACUAACACGUAAGCCGUAUGGUAGAAAAGAACAUAUGAUCACACCAGGAAUGUGGAGAAGCAUCAUUUGUCAAGCCGCAUUUUAAUUGUUUGUUCUAUUAAUCAUCUUAUUCAAAGGGGAUUCCAUGUUUGGUAUUGAAUCCAGCAGAGGACAUAGACUCGAUGAAGAAUAUAAGUAAUUUAUAGUAUCUAUGUCAUAGUCCUGUAUUUUAAGAACAUUACACAAUCUUCUUUCACAUUUUUGUAUUUCUACAAGUUUUUAAUGAAAUCAAUGCCAGGAAAUUAAAAAAAACAGAAUUAAAUGUAUUCGAAGGAUUCUUCAACAAUUGGCUCUUUAUCUCUGUUAUAACUGGAACCAUCGUCGUUUAAAUUCUUAUUGUGUAAUCAAAUCUCAUAAUUAUUAUAGGGAAUUUGGAGGAAAGGCUGUUAAAGUCACUCCUUUAGAUUUUGCCCAUCAUUUUAUCUGUAUUCUAAUUGGAAUGUGCAGUUUGGCAAUUGGCUAUUUAAUCAAACAAAUACCAGAUCAAUACUUUUAGUCCAUUGAAUUAUUCCGUGAACAGAUUGCCACUGAAGCAGAUCCAAACACUAUUUAGGUAUUACUUUCCCACUAUAAUUUUCAAGGGCAAACUUAAAAAACCAUCUACAUUCCUGAGAAAAAAGAGACAAAUUGAGGGCAAACAACCUAUAAAAACUAAUUAAGAGAUUGAAAUGAAUUCAGGUCAAAGCAACUUUAAAUUAAAAUGA
Molecule: messenger RNA, 3420 nt
Organism: Paramecium octaurelia
Lineage: Eukaryota; Ciliophora; Oligohymenophorea; Peniculida; Parameciidae
Source: the annotation of a GenBank genome assembly